AUGAUCCUACAGCAAAUUACACCAGAAAAAAAAAAUGCUGCCUUGUGCUGGCUCUUCCAAGAUUUCUGUGUUUUCUUUCAGAUCAUGAGACCCUUGCAUAAGGAAUUUAAAGCCAGGAGUGGCUUCAGAUCCCCAAGCGGGGGUUCUUUGGUGAAGGUAAUGCCAGGAGGCAUGGCAAAAAGCUCAACAUGUGCCAUCUGCUUGGAAGGAAUCCAGGACAAGACAUAUUUGAACCCAUGCAAUCACAAAUUCUGCUUCGAUUGUAUACAGAAAUGGUCCAGAAAGAAAGUACUAUGCCCACUCUGUAAGCAGCGUUUCCACUCAUUCUUCCACAUGGUUGGCUCCAAAGGUGCCCUUUGUGAGUACAUCCUACCCCUGAACGAUGGCACCCUGUCUCGUUCUGAGAGCAGGGAAGGUCACACAUCCGCUUCCUCUCAGAGACUCACAUCGCCCCCUGACAACGGCAUAGUGCAUGAUGAAAUUAAGGGAAUGAUAACGCAAAGGGAAAAGGGUGUCUAUCAGCUCAUGAGAGAAUUUGGAGUAACAAAGGGACCUGCUAACAGAGCAGUAAUAAGCCUUGGGAAGUUUAAAGCCCAAGCAGUAAUUCACUUUAGGAGAGCUUUAUACCAUGCGGGGAUCCUAGUUCAAAAUGCUCCAAAUCCGGAUUUCAACCAAACUGCCUCGGCAGAAUUUCUCAGAAGAAAUCCGGGUUACUCUGAUAGAUUAAUCCCGUGGCUGAAGAGAGAAUUAAAAGUCCUGUGUGGCAAUCAGAGGCCGAAGAUUCAAAGCUUGCAGAGUUUCAUCCUAAACAACAUGACACAGCACGAUCUAUGGAGCAAGGAAUUCGAAGCUCUGUUACAGCCCCAUUUGCAUCGUUUCACGAAUCAGUUCUUGCAUGAGUUCAUCAGUUUUGUGCUGUCGCCAUUGAGUUUGAAGAAAUAUGACUGGAAUGCCUUAUAUGAAUGUCCCAGUCUAAUGGGAGAAGAUUCAGACUCAUUGAUCUCUUCGGCAUCUUCUGAUGAGGACUGUUCCUUGCUUCCUCCUGACGAUCAGGUGUCCAAAGCUGACAAUAAUGUAGAAGAUGGAAACCCAGGAUGCUUUCACUCCAGUUCGGGGAAGGAGACCAUGGCCGUGUCUACCACAGCAGAUGACCACAUCCAUUUGAACGAGGAAGGGAAUCAUCUGGAGGACUUGUCCAACAGUGAGUCUGAAAAAGGAAAGCAAACAGGGGAUGACCUCGGAAAAAACAGGCGUUCUCAGCUACUUCAAUACAUAAAGAAAAAUGAGACUAUAGAUGCUGGUGCCUCUAAGAGUUCCCUAAAUAUAUUGGGAUCUGAAGACUAUGAAGCAUUUAGUUUUACUCACAGCUAUGCUGACAAAAUCACUAAUAUGCCACAUGGAACAAAGGGGGAAACAACCAUGUGGCAACAAGUAGAUUCUCCCAUAAGGCACUUGAAAGACUCCUCUUCGGAAAGGCAUCUGGUAUUAUGUCCCAGGAGGAAGCGUGUCCUGAAGAGCAAUGGAUCAAGGGUCAUGAAAUGCAAUUUGGAAGAAGGAUAUCCUGCCCCGAAGGCAAGACGGGGAGGCAGAAGUAGAAGAAGGCAUCCCCGUGAAGAGAAGCAGUAUAUAAAAUGUUCUAGAGACAGAAGAUGCAGGAGAGAGCACAGGCGAUCAAGGUCUAGGGAUGUGAGCUUAUUUCGCAGGAGCCCUGGCCCAUUAAGAAGUGAGAACAUCGUGGCUAAAGAUAUAAGCAAGUCAAAGUCUCACAACACUCACCAGUUCAGAAAAAUAAGGAGUAAAGAUUAUGAUGGUUUAAGAAACAGAUCUUCCAGUGAACCCAACUGGAGAUAUCUUUACUAUCAACAAGACUAUGAGAGGUACAGGUUAGAAGACCCAUUGUACAUUAAGGGUGAGCCAACCAGGGCUUAUGGUCCAAAACCGCUGGCUGGCUCCAGGGAGACCUUCUGUUUUCUCCCAGAAAACAAAAGCUGGAUCAAUCAAGAGAAUCUCGUUAAAGGCUGGUACCACUGUGCAGAAAGGUGUAGAACCACAGGGAGACCCAGAGGCAGGUUUGCUGCCACGGGGCAAGAGAUGGGACCUUAUGAUAAGCUAGGUGGGAAAAGGAGACACCACAUGGAGCCUGGCUAUUCAAGUGGGGAACUGAGAUCUUUCCAGGACAAUAUGCACAGUUAA
Messenger RNA from Varanus komodoensis (Komodo dragon), 2193 nucleotides. Its product is annotated as E3 ubiquitin-protein ligase Topors-like. The record is from RefSeq and is a predicted model, not a curated record. Gene Ontology annotation, biological process: protein polyubiquitination; protein monoubiquitination. The transcript has a single exon. NCBI's taxonomy places the organism in Eukaryota, Metazoa, Chordata, Lepidosauria, Squamata, Varanidae. Gene Ontology annotation, molecular function: ubiquitin protein ligase activity. Bases 1 to 2193 code for a protein of 730 amino acids.